AUGGCAACACAAAACCCCACCGAAACUACCUCGCUGCUCAAUCCCCCACCGGAACCCCAAUCCGAAAUCCUCUAUCCCAAUGGCGAUGCCGCGACUACCAAUUUUGUUGUCCCAGACGAUCCCUCCACACUCUACGUAUGGAUCCUCAUGAUCGGGCCCUUUCUAUCCGCCUUCGUAGCAGCUGUUGAUUCCUCCAUGAUUGCUACACUCUCAUCACCUAUAACUUCCUCAUUUGGCUCACUGUCUCAUCUUCCAUGGCUUGCUUCUGCAUAUUUCAUAGCAAACGCUGCAAUUCAACCUUUGUCUGGAAAACUCACUGAUAUCUAUGGGAGACGGAGUGGACUUGUACUUGCGAAUAUUGUGUUUGCAUUGGGGAAUUACAUGUGUGCAAGUGCGAAAAUAGAAUGGGUGUUGAUUGCUGGUAGAGUUGUAGCAGGGCUAGGAGGUGGAGGGAUUAUGGCCAUUGCAACUUUUCUCUUGUCUGAUUUAGUGCCUCUGAGAGAUAGAGGUAUGUGGCAAGGCAUUGGAAAUAUGAUUUUGGGCGUAGGAUCCGGUAUAGGUGGUGUACUUGGAGGAUGGAUCAAUGACUCUCUAGAUUGGAGAGCUACAUUUUUAUUGCAGAUUCCCAUCACGCUGUUGGCUACGAUAUGGACAUGGUUCACUAUACGCAUACCUACUGUAGAUGAUGGGGAGCGGAAAUCAAAUCUCAAACGGAUUGAUUACUUGGGUUCAAUCAGUCUAUUCACAACGCUCGUUGCGUUACUUCUUGGCAUGAGUACCGGAGGUAACACGGUAUCUUGGACCAGUCCCAUCGUUCUAAUCAGUCUUCCUCUAUCCUUGAUAUCCCUACUGGUUUUCAUUAUCACCGAACUCAAAUACGCCAAAGAACCCAUCAUACCACUUCCUCUUCUCUGCGAUCUAUCUGUUGCAGGCGGCUGUCUCACAAAUGCUUUCUCCUCAGCCUCCCGCUUCGCGAUGAUAUUCUAUCUCCCCCUCUUCCUCGAAGCGCAGGGCUACACCGCCACAAAAAUCGGUCUCCGUCUAAUUCCCGGCUCAAUCGGCACAGCCAUUGCCUCUAUGAUUGCUGGAAUCAUAGUGAAAAGUACUGGGAGGUUUUACAAACUCGGUAUUGCAUCCCAAGUCAUCUAUAUUCUGGGAAUGGCGUUUAUCUGCACAUUUACAUUACGGACAUCUGCCUGGCCCCCCUUUGUCUGUUUUUUCAUCAUUAAUAUUGGAUAUGGAAUUACGCUUACUACGACUAUUCUCGCGCUUCUGUCGUCGGUGAAAGCGAAAGAUCAGGCUGUUAUCACAUCCGCACUCUUUGCCUUUCGUUCAACCGGAACGGUAUUGGGGAUUUCAGCAGCGGGACUUACGUUUCAAAGUGUGUUGGGCAAAUUAUUAUGGGAGAAACUGGGGGAUAUAGAUAAUGCAGCAGAAUGCAUUCAGCGAAUCAUUGAUGAUUUCAAGGUAGUUGAUGGUCUUGAGGAAGGUUUAAAAGAAUUGGCUCUGCAGGCUUAUAUGGGCGCUGUAAGAGCUGUUUUCUUUUUAAUGUUGGCAUUGGGAGGAUUAGCUUUGGUGUUUACGUUGUUAAUUAGGGAUCGGGAAUUGUCUCAGAGAAUGGUACGAUGA
Botrytis byssoidea is the source of this 1629-nucleotide messenger RNA. RefSeq lists its product as uncharacterized. NCBI's taxonomy places the organism in Eukaryota, Fungi, Ascomycota, Leotiomycetes, Helotiales, Sclerotiniaceae. Gene Ontology annotation, cellular component: fungal-type vacuole membrane. The transcript has a single exon. Gene Ontology annotation, molecular function: basic amino acid transmembrane transporter activity. The coding region runs from base 1 to 1629 and encodes 542 amino acids. Gene Ontology annotation, biological process: basic amino acid transport; transmembrane transport. The record is from RefSeq and is a predicted model, not a curated record.